Messenger RNA from Mytilus californianus (California mussel), 1218 nucleotides. Its product is annotated as mucin-3A-like. Bases 1 to 1218 code for a protein of 405 amino acids. NCBI's taxonomy places the organism in Eukaryota, Metazoa, Mollusca, Bivalvia, Mytilida, Mytilidae. The transcript has 3 exons. The record is from RefSeq and is a predicted model, not a curated record.
AUGUGUAAAGUGUUAUUAAAAGUCAGCGUGGAACAAACAACUUCACCCAUUUCUGCAGAUAUAACUACACACUUAGAUGUCACCACUAAAAACGUUUUAACAACAGAGAUUUCAACGGAACCUAUAACAGAAAGUACAACAAUGAUACAAGCAACAAAGAUAACAACUGAAUCUACAAAACCAAUCACAUCAGAAAUAUCAACUACAGUAAUUAUAACUGAAUCGACUACACCAAUCACAUCAGAGAUACCAACAACAGCAGCUACAACUGAAUCUACAACACCAAUCACAUCAGAGAUACCAACAACAGCAGCUACAACUGAAUCGACAACACCAAUCACAUCAGAGAUACCAACAACAGCAGCUACAACUGAAUCUACAACACCAAUCACAUCAGAGAUACCAACAACAGCAGCUACAACUGAAUCGACAACACAAAUCACAUCAGAGAUACCAACAACAGCAGCUACAACUGAAUCUACAACACCAAUCACAUCAGAGAUACCAACAACAGCAGCUACAACUGAAUCGACAACACCAAUCACAUCAGAGAUACCAACAACAGCAGCUACAACUGAAUCUACAACACCAACCACAUCAGAGAUACCAACAACAGCAGCUACAACUGAAUCGACAACACCAAUCACAUCAGAGAUACCAACAACAGCAGCUACAACUGAAUCUACAACACCAAUCACACCAGAGAUACCAACUACAGAAGUAACAACUGAAUCGACAACACCAAUCACAUCAAAGACACAAACUACGGAAUUUACAACUGAAUCUACUGCACCAAUCACAUCAAAGAUACCUACGGCAGAAAUUGCAACUGAAUCUACAACUCAAAUCACUUCAGAGAUACCAACUACGGAAGUUACAACUGAAUCUACAGCACCAAUCACAUCAAAGAUACCAGCAGCAGAAGUAACAACUGAAUCGACAACACCAAUCACAUCAAAGAUACCAACUACAAUAGUUACAUCUGAAUCUACAACACCAAUUACGACAACGAUACCAACUAUGGAAGAUACAACUGAAUCUACAACACUAAUUACAACUUUGAAACCAACACAGGACAGUCCAACAAAAGAACAGACGACAGAAGCAACCACUAAAGAUUCAACAACUGAAAGUACAACAUUGUCAUCAUCAAAUGAAGGUGCCACAGGCACAAAAGCUACUCUUAUAUUCAAAAUUAAGCUUCAACAGUUUGGAUGA